This is a messenger RNA of Xiphias gladius (swordfish), 2670 nucleotides long. It is a transcript of the gene slc26a6.2, whose product is annotated as solute carrier family 26 member 6. Lineage: Eukaryota; Metazoa; Chordata; Actinopteri; Istiophoriformes; Xiphiidae. The transcript is spliced from 20 exons. The coding region runs from base 27 to 2165 and encodes 712 amino acids. Gene Ontology annotation, biological process: transmembrane transport. Gene Ontology annotation, cellular component: membrane. The record is from RefSeq and is a predicted model, not a curated record. Gene Ontology annotation, molecular function: secondary active sulfate transmembrane transporter activity; oxalate transmembrane transporter activity; chloride transmembrane transporter activity.
CUGGAACACACAAGCUAGUGUUAGCUAUGGCAGAGAGGAGGAGGGUGGGCUACAGCAUAGAAAGGAAGAUCCUGGAUGAAGGAGCCGUGGAUGAGAUGGCCGAAAAGUCUGACUCAAAACCAUCUCUGUCUGAGAAGAUCAAAAAGUCAAUGAGGUGUUCUGGUCCUCGGUUGAAGAGCUGCCUGCUGAGUAGUAUUCCUGUUUUAUCAUGGCUUCCUCGUUACUCCAUCAGAGACAAUGCCCUGGGUGACCUGAUCUCUGGAAUUAGUGUUGGGAUCAUGCAGCUGCCGCAGGGUAUGGCCUAUGCCUUGCUGGCAUCUGUUCCUCCAAUCUUUGGCCUUUACUCCUCCUUCUACCCCAUCCUCAUCUACUUCAUCUUCGGCACAUCCAAGCACAUCUCAGUCGGAACAUAUGCAGUGAUGAGUGUGAUGAUAGGAGGGGUGACAGAUCGAUUAGCCCCAGACUCGAACUUUAUGAUAUGGGACAAUGUGACCAACUCCAGUAUAGUUGACACCAUCACCCGGGAUGCAGAGAGGGUUCGAGUUGCUGCGGCCGUCACCUUCAUAUCUGGAUUAUUUCAGAUUCUGCUCGGUCUGGUCAAGUUUGGUUUUGUGGUGACUUACCUGUCUGAGCCUCUGGUCCGGGCUUACACCACAGGAGCUGCCAUCCACGUCAUCGUGUCCCAGCUCAAAUACACCUUUGGCAUCAGCCCUGUGAGACACAGCGGACCUUUUGCGUUGAUAUUUACUGUGAUAGAGGUGUGUUAUCUCAUCCCACAUACAAACAUCGGGACUCUUGUGGUCAGUAUCGUUGCUAUCAUUGGCCUUAUCCUCGCUAAGGAGCUCAAUUCAUACUUGAGUAAAAAAAUACCUGUUCCUAUACCUGUGGAGCUGCUUGCUGUCGUUAUUGCUACAGUAGUCUCCUGGCAAGUUAACCUGGAGGAAAAAUAUGGAGUGGAUGUGGUGGGAAUUAUUCCCUCAGGUCUCCAGCCACCUGUUGUCCCAGAUGUCUCUCUUUUUGGUCGUGUGAUAGGGGACGCUUUCGCUCUGUCUGUGGUUGGCUAUGGCAUUGCCAUCUCAAUGGGCCGAAUCUUCGCCCUGAAAUAUGGAUACAAGGUGGACGCAAACCAGGAACUAAUCGCCCUGGGUCUGAGUAACUCCAUCGGAGGAUUUUUCCAGUGUUUCGCCAUCAGCUGCUCCAUGUCUCGCACUAUGGUUCAGGAGAGCACAGGAGGGAAGACUCAGGUUGCUGGGGCUCUAUCAUCAAUAGUUAUCCUUAUCAUCGUGCUUUGGAUUGGGGCUCUCUUUGAAGAUCUGCCCAAGGCAGUGCUGGCUGCCAUCAUCUUUGUCAACCUCCACGGCAUGAUGAAGCAGUUCAUGGACAUUCCUGCACUGUGGAGAAGCAACAAAGUAGACAUGUUGAUCUGGUUGGCCACCUUCAUCUUCACCUUGCUGUUCAACCCUGACAUGGGACUAGCUGCUUCCAUUGGGUUCUCCAUGCUCACAGUCAUCUUCAGGACACAGCUACCUAAAUACUCCCUGUUAGGGCAGGUCCCAGACACAGACAUUUACAGGCCACUGGAGGACUACAAUCAGGUGAGGCAGGUGCCAAGGAUUUUCAUCUUCCGUUCCUCUGCCACCCUCUACUUUGCCAAUGCUGAGAUGUAUCAAGAUGCCCUGGGGAAGAAGUCUGGCAUUGACAUUACCAAGGUCCUGUCAGCAAAGAAGAAACUAGAGGCCAAGAGGAAGAGGCAUGAGAAGAAAAUUGCCAAGAAAGCCAAAAAGGCUGCCAAGAAGAACGCAGUCGCUACGGAGCAGAAGCCAGAAAGGAUGGAGCAGAAUGAUAUUGCCACCAUUGAGAUAGAUGCUGAGCCCGACCCCUCGCUCCCUAGAGCCAUCAUCCUUGACCUCAGCCCUGUCAACUUCCUGGAUACUGUGGGAGUCAAGGCGCUACGAAAUAUCCGGAGAGACUAUGGAGAAAUAGGUAUUGAGGUGGUUCUCGCUGGCUGCCAAACUGGUGUGGUGGACAACCUGCAGACUGGUGGUUUCUUCAGUGACCAAGUGACAAAGUCCUGUCUCUUCUCCACCAUCCAUGAUGCCGUUUUGCACUGUCAGUCUGCCGUAACACAGAGCCAAGUUAAGGAGAGCAGAGCGACAUAUUUGUGAGUCCUUAGAGGAAUGAUGGAGGAUAUUAUGAAGAAGUGGCAGACACUCGGUGUGUAUAAGGACUUUAUCCCGAGUUUCAGAUAACUGGGACUCCCGUCUGUCACAAGCACAGACACACAAAUCCUCAGGCCCACACAAAUACACACACAAACACACACUGUAACUAACACAAGACAGUGCAAAAUAAGAAUAAGGACAAAGCAACAGAAUGCAAAUAAAUGACAACAGACUACACAUAUGGAGUCACACAGUAAUACUGUGCUGGAGGAGAGUACAAAUCAAUCAUGCAGUAAACAACACAAACAUACACACUUGCAGUUAGAGCAUAUUAAUACAUUCUGAUAAUAUGGCAUAUGUGUUUUUGUGUUUGCAGGACCUUUUUUAAAAUGAGGUUAUUACAUUACAUUGUCAUUUAAUUACUAACAAACAGCAUUUGCAUAUGUGUAUUAAUGGUUUAUUUAUGGAAAUCUAAAAAUAUUCUUAGACGAAAAAAAUAAAUAUUAUU